CAUGUCUUCCGGUUUAAUGUCAUGUGUGCGAGAAAAUUCGCCACCUUUGGAAUUGGAAAUGGAACGGGAACGUGAACGUGAACGCGAACGGAUACGAGAGCGUGGAGGACCAUUGUCAUUGCCAUCAGAGAGUGGCGGUAGCAGAUCGUCACAUGAUUUACACGGUGCCACCACCUCAACACCCAUUUCCAGUCCAGUGAGUGGAACAGGAACAGCAGCAAAUGAUGCUGAUGAUAAUAUCACAAAUGCCGAUCAUCAUCAGCAGCAGCAGCAACAACAACAGCAACAACAGCAACAGAAGCGCAGGCGUUUCCAUCCAUUGCGCAAUUUGCGUCGCAUCUUUCGCCGCCGCACUAUAAAUACAGCUGACAGUUCCACAUCAUCGUCAGGUGUAGGAGGAUCAGGAGGACCAGGGCCAGGAUCCUGCAAUACAUUGCCACCGCCAGCGAGCAGUUCCAGUGAAAAGAAUUUGCGUAACGUCACAACAGGAGCAAAUAGUUCACAAAUCGUUGGGGCCAAUAUCUCAGCCAUCUCAUCGCCAGCUUCGCCAUUGAAUAGCGAUAGCUAUCAAACACAAUCGCUGCCCAAGUCGAAAUCCCAUCGCGAUGAACUCUUAAGCGUUUUGCUGGGCAAAAAGAAGACAUCAUCGAAUAAGCAGCAACAACAACAACAGCGGCGAGAACAGGAGCAAUUUGUCGAUAAUUCAUUGUCUCAAACGGAAGCCAUGUAUCAAACACAACAACGUCAACAAUUGGGUGUGGCUGUCUUUCCCGACUCACUAAAUCUGAGCAGGAAUAGCAGCAGCAGUUACUACGCCGCCGAUCAAAGGCAACGACAUCGUCAUCUACGCAGUGUUGGCGAUUCAUCACAGGAAUUCCUUAUGGGUGAGAGCAACAGUUCUGCCAUGGCUGGUGGUGCCCAAAACGCUGACAUGUCCGAUAGUCAGCGUAGUCUAAGCGAAGGUCGUCUACUGGAUGUGGAUGGUGAUUAUACACGAGAAACUCUUUCGCAAUCACAUGAUAGUGUCUUCUCGGAAUCGGCCACAGCCAGUAGUCUAUCGAUUGUAUUAAAGGCGGAGCUCACAGAUGUUUUGCGUAAGAGACGCAAUCGUCCCGAUGCCUCCGAUGAGGAUUUGGGUCUGCCACGCAGUCCUGCCUCACCACAGAGACGUGCUGCUGGAGUUGGUGCUGGGCAGAGUCGGAGUGUCAAUACUUCGGGAGGUCUGCCCUCAUCACGUGUGAUGCUCAAUCAUCAUCACAGUCACAAUCACAGUGUUAGUCACAGUCACAGUGAGGUCUCAUCGCUCAGUCUGUUGAGUGUGAAUAGCAACGAUGAUCAGCAUCAUCAUCAUCAGCAGCAGCAGCAACAACAUUCACGGGUAUCCACUAGCUCUUCAAUCUCUAUGGGAUCGGACAUAUUACGUUCCCAUCCCGAUGAUGAGACGGAUGCAGUUGGUGGCGAACGUCAUAGAUUAUCCCAUGCAGCGGCCAAACAUAAAAUGGCCAUUAGGCCGGCUAAAAAGAAGGGACCAAGUCGUCAGCAUAGACGUACCCUGGAGACUUCUAUACCCGAGGCCAAUGAAGAGCUUCUUAAGAUGAGUCCCAGCCUAAGAACCAUUAAAGAUAACGAACAAGUCAAGUCCAAGACACGGUCUUUGCCACCCAAGACUUUAACUGCUAUGGCUCCAGCUCCAGUCACCUCAUCGACCACGACCACGACCACAACAACAACAAAGCGUACCAAGACAAUCGAGCAGACGACUUCUUCUACUCAGGUCUUUGGUCUACGCUCCAAGGUUAAUGCAUUAUUCGAGACACGUGGCGAAUCGUCCACCGAUGGUGAUGAUAAAGCCGCUGCCACAGCGGAUUCUCCAGCGGAUGGCUUCCUUAGUCGUCUGAUACAUCGCAAUUCCAAACGUAGCAUUGCUCGGGCCAACGAUGGUCUCGAGGAUGUCGACUCCAGCCAGAGUGUGGCCAAGAAAUUACAAAUAUCCACCUCCUGUCUGGAGGCCACUUCGCGAGAGCCAUUGGUGUUGCCCGACAAAUCGAAAAGUGCCACUUCCCAUGAACAGCAUAUCCAGGAGACGCGCCAGAUCAUUAAGCGUGAGAUACAGAAUGAGGGAAGACAUGGUCUCAAUGCGAUGGUCAGUAACUAUGGUGUCCAUCCGCAACCGCCGACGGCCAUUAAACCAAAAUCUGGACCAGCUGCUCGUCAGCGUUAUGUGCCCCAAGAGUUGAGCCAGCCAACUGUGGAAAAAACAUCCUCGAAUGAUGUUACCAAUUUGCUUUCAAAGAGUUCCAGGGGUACCGAUACCUUUCAAUCCACAACUUUGGUGCGUGAGCAACAAUUCAAAUCGGAACGCAAAACGGCACGCAUUGUGGGGCUAAGUGCAUUCCAACAGAAGUUGUCACGUUCCAAUGAUUCAGUUGGUCAGCAUUCGAGUUCUUCCAACUCGCUGGAGACUAGCACAGAUGAACCAUCUCCUCUAUACUAUGAGGAGAAGCAAAGGAAGACGGUUGAGAAAUCCAGAAGUUUCCGGAAUUAUCAAGAGGAGCGUGAGGCAACCAAUACAGAGAUCUCAGCUAUGCCCAGUUUACCGGAUCUAUCUAUAAGUUUUCGUGUCCCUUCCUACUACAAGCAGCAGCAACAGCAACAGCAUCAGCAACUCCAGUCACCUCAAUCCCCAACGGCCAAAUGUGUUUCACUUGGCUUUGAGAUCAAUGACAACAAAUUGUUGCAAAGUCGAGCUGAGUCCUCGGGUCAUUUGUCCACAAAGACGACGAUGGCGACAUCGACGCCUUCACCUCAACAUAGUACGAAACUUUUGGUGACCAGUGGAACGGGAAAUAUAUCGCAGAUUGAACAGAAUAUUGAUAUGAUAGUCAAAUCGCCUUUGGUUAAUGUAUUGAGAAAAUCUGCCACAGUGGGUGAACAUUUGAGUCCGGAUCAGCCGCAGAGACCUAAAGUUUUGGAUAUUAAACCACCUCCAGUGGCUGCCUCAGUUGUGGCAUCUCCGAGUCCGGCUAGUCCUUUGGCCAAGAAUGCUAAACUGGCCACGAAUUCGCCUCCAUCGACACCCACAAAAACCACGAAUAGUCGUCGUGAUUCUCUGCAUGUAGAGCAGAUGCCAAGUGAACCCGAAUUCAUGAAGAUUCAAUUGAAUCGUGUGGAUCAGGCACGUUUGUAUAAUAAGACAAACCAUUUGGUUUUGGCCAAGAAUGUUAAGGUGGCCAGUCCAAGUCAAAGCAAUUCCACGACGGAGCGCAGUCAGAGCACAGAUGAUCUGAGUCAUCGUCGGCGGAAUAGUGAUGAAGUGGAGGCCACCAUAGAGAUUGUGGAACGACCCAUUGUGAACCAGAGGGCUGUAAGUGCCAACAGUGUGGCUUCAUCACCCACUGUAACAGAAGCUCCGCCUGUUUUAACCCCUGCCGUGCCCACUGUACCAAAGAGUAAACCUGAGACGACAAAAAGUAAUCGCCUGUCAUUAGAGGAUCGCAAACGUCUCUUCCUUAAUGAGGAUACACCCAAGGUGGUUAUACAAGAGCAGCGUAAAAAGUCGUUAAGUAAGGUGGAAUUGAGUCCUGCUAUAAGCAGCAUUCCCCCCACCCCCAGUUCACCUACAACUCCAGAAUCAAGCGAUGGCGGAGGCAGUAACUCACCAUCCAUAAAUUCUGCACCUGUGGUUCUGCGUAAAAAGUCCUUCGGCAGCUCUAUUAAUGGCAAUGCUCCAGCUGCAACGAGCAAGGAGGAUGCCACACCAGAACUGAUGAAGGUCUUUGCACGUCGUUCUCUCAAGGUAAAGGAUGAAGAGGUCGUGGUAGUGACACCUGCUGCUCCUCCAACAGUAGCGCCAUCCACAGCAGUUCCCGCUCCAGUUCCAUUGUCUAAGAAAUCAGUUAGUCAGAAUGUGGAUAGCGAUAAGGAGAAUCAAUCAAAUAGUGAGGAGAAAUUGGAUAAAUUACAGCCGAAAUAUGAAACCCAGGUCAGUAGUGAAUCGUCCAGGGGAAUUGGACACCACCAUCACCAUCAUAAUGCCACAAAUAAUCGCAAUUCAGUGGCCGAUUUUCGUAAUCUCAACAACAAUAUCAACAAUAAUAAUAAUAAUCAACAGCAGCAAAAAGUCCAAUUGAAUGGCUUAAAUGGUCAACAGCAGGGUCAACAACAGAAAGUUGUCUCCUAUUUGCCACCCAUUAAAAUUAGCCAAACAGGAGGAGGACGCAACAACAACAACAACAUUAACAAUAACAACAACAAUACAAAUGGUACCAAUGGUCAUAUGAGAUCCUCUAACGAACGCUAUUCCCUACAAUUGAAACCAGCCACCGCUACAAGCACAGUCACUUCGACACCUGCGACUCCUGCGCAACUGGCAUCAAGUGCUCCAUCUGCAGCUGAAGGAUCUGUUUCAAAGGCCAUAGAAAGAUCAGCCACAGUGGGUGAAUUCAAGGGAAUCCAUCAACGACGUGCCGAAUGGGAACAAAGGGCUAAGGAGGCAUUGAAAUAAAAACUGAUUUACUAAGAGUUUAGUUUUAGUUUAGUUAGUAUAUAUGCUGACUGUGUACCUAGAUGUCCGCGUUACCCGCUUCCCCGCAACCCGAAACCCUUGAGCCUGCGCCUAGGCAAAUAAGAAAGAACAGAAAAAUUGUUAUAGAAUAAAUACAGAAAAUACAGAAUAUAUAACAUAUAUAUUAAUAAUAUAUGGGAUCAUCAGUAAUCACUAAAAUUUGAUGAUAAUAUGUAUGCAUGUGUGUGCCCCUCACAUCCAAAGAAAUCAGUAGAUAUAUAAUCUGCAGCUGGUUCUAUAUGUAAAUCUGUAUUUAACCCACCCCCCUUUCAUCCCUUACUACCCUUUUUGUGUAUUGUUUUUCGUUCGAUAACAAAAUUUCAUUAAAUGUUUAGUUUGUUGUUUA
Drosophila willistoni is the source of this 4910-nucleotide messenger RNA. Its product is annotated as ras guanine nucleotide exchange factor P. The record is from RefSeq and is a predicted model, not a curated record. Bases 2 to 4504 code for a protein of 1500 amino acids. The transcript has 6 exons. NCBI's taxonomy places the organism in Eukaryota, Metazoa, Arthropoda, Insecta, Diptera, Drosophilidae.